Diplodia corticola is the source of this 954-nucleotide messenger RNA. RefSeq lists its product as uncharacterized. Bases 1 to 954 code for a protein of 317 amino acids. Lineage: Eukaryota; Fungi; Ascomycota; Dothideomycetes; Botryosphaeriales; Botryosphaeriaceae. The record is from RefSeq and is a predicted model, not a curated record. The transcript has a single exon.
AUGCAGUCUUCAAUCCUCGUCGUCUGCUCCAUGCUGCUGGCUGUUUUCGCCAGCGCCAUUGACGGAAGUCACUCUGUUCUCAGUACGCGUCAAGGCUACGUCAGUCCCGUCACUAGGGCCAACUUCACCCUCGACGAGCUCUACAAGCUCCAGGUCCGUUUCUGGGACAACUUCGUCUACAACAACACGGCGCAAGCCGCAUCCAUCAACUCGACGCUCCUCGCACCCGACGUCCUCGGCAGGGUCGAUGUCACGCGCGGGUUCGACGGGCAGGAGCUCAACACCGAGUACCUCUUCGGCCUUUUCGCCAAUCUCGCCAACCAAAACAGCACCAGCUCGACGCUGCUCGGCGUGCCUGUGUCAUACGACAUCAUCCACUUCGCGGGCACGCAGGACAUCUCGUCCGCGGCGACCAUCGUCUUCUUCAAGAACGCCAUCUUCGGCACCUUCCCCGUAGAGAUCGACAGCUGGAUCACGUGGAACGAACAGGGCCAGAUCUGGCAGUACGACGCCACGUACCGGUGGUUCGCGAACCUGCUCGACGCGACCAUCGAGGCGGCAGCCGGCGCCAAGAACACCACCUACGACGCGACGGUGGCGGCCCUGGCAGACUCGCUGGCAACGUCAAUCUGCAACACGGCGCAGGCGCACUGCACGACGCCCGAGACCCGGCAGUACGCCGACUUCGACGAGUGCCACGCGACGCUGACGCGGGACAAGCCGUUCGGCAAGCCGUACGAGCUGGGCGGCGACACGCUGCUGUGCCGCAUGGUGCACGAGAACAUGGUGCCGCUGCGGCCGGAGGUGCAUUGCCCGCACAUUGGACCCGGUGGCGGCGGCAUGUGCGUCGACGAUUUGACGUACGCGCAGCGCGUGCUGCAGGAGUACUACACGCACGCGCCCAUGGUGCCGGCGGGGUACGAAAGCGGCAAUGCGAGCGUGGAUGCGUGGUAG